Molecule: messenger RNA, 949 nt
Organism: Nerophis ophidion (straightnose pipefish)
Lineage: Eukaryota; Metazoa; Chordata; Actinopteri; Syngnathiformes; Syngnathidae
Gene: eif3k
Product: eukaryotic translation initiation factor 3, subunit K
Exons: 8
Coding region: 126-887 (253 amino acids)
Biological process (GO): regulation of translational initiation
Cellular component (GO): eukaryotic translation initiation factor 3 complex; cytoplasm
Molecular function (GO): translation initiation factor activity; ribosome binding
Source: RefSeq, a predicted model, not a curated record
UGUAUCUCUCUUCCGGUCCGUCCCCCUUUCCCUGCCGACCGUCUCUCCAUCGUUUUGCCGUGCUCCACGUGUGGAUUUAAGUUCUUUUUUCCCCACUAACAAUUUGUCAACAUUGUCAGGACCAAAUGGCCACGUCCAAUUUCGAACAGAUGAAAGCGAAUGUGGCGAAACUCCUUCGAGGAAUCGAUCGGUACAACCCAGAAAACCUUGCGACGUUGGAGCGUUACGUGGAAACACAAGCCAGAGAAAAUGCGUAUGACUUGGAGGCCAACUUGGCCAUUCUGAAACUGUACCAGUUCAACCCCCCCUACUUCCAAAUGAACGUGACUUCUCAGAUCCUGCUGAAGGCCCUCACCAACCUGCCACACACCGACUUCACCCUCUGCAAAUGCAUGAUUGACCAGGCUCACCAGCAAGAGAAGAGCCCCAACGAGCAGCAAGAGAAGAGCCCCAACGAGCAGCAAGAGAAGAGCUCCAUCGAGCAGCAAGAGACGAGGCCCAUCAUGGAGGAAGAGAAGAGCCCCAUCGUGCAGAUCCUGUACCUGGGCAACCUGCUGGAGACCUGCCACUUCCAGAGUUUCUGGACGACUCUUGAGAAGAAUCGUGAGCUCAUCGAUGGAAUUGCAGGUUUCGAAGACUCAGUCCGCAAAUUCAUCUGUCACGUGGUGGGCAUCACCUACCAGACUAUAGAGCGCAGCCUGCUGGCCAAGAUGCUGGGAGACCCGCUAGAGACACAGGUGAAGGUGUGGAUGAACAAGUAUAACUGGACGGACACCGAGGACGGACAGAUCUUCAUCUUCAACCAGGAGGAGAGCGUCAAGCCCAAAAACAUCGUGGAGAAGAUCGACUUUGAGAGUGUGUCAAGCAUUAUGGCGACGUCUCAGUGACACACACAAUAAACCUGGUUAUUUGAUCCUCUCACACUUUUCACAAUAAAUGUUUAUUAUCA